AUGCUCGCCUCAAGACCCAUUAUCUCCCGCUUACUGCAACAAACUGUCCGUCGUUACCAUGGUGAGAGUCACUUCAAGCCUCCCAGUAUGGAUGAGCUGCCUGUCCCUCAGGGAUCUUGGCAAGCUCAGUAUGACGCCAACCAGAGGCGCUAUAAUGCUAUUCUGCUCUUUGGAAUUGCUUUUGGUGUUGGCUCCCUGAUUGUGGCUAAAGCCUCUGGCUUGGUGUACCUGAACUACUCUCCCCCCAAGUCCUUAGAUUAA
This is a messenger RNA of Danaus chrysippus (African queen), 261 nucleotides long. NCBI's taxonomy places the organism in Eukaryota, Metazoa, Arthropoda, Insecta, Lepidoptera, Nymphalidae. The record is from the annotation of a GenBank genome assembly.